AUGGGCAGCCAGCCUCCGCCUCUCUCGCCUCCGCUGCCCGUCUACCUGCGCUCGACACCGACGAGGAAACCUCACCCGGUCCUGCCACCGGAUGGCCAGGACAGCAGUGUUGUUAUUCACGGAGGACCUGUCUCGCCAGUGAGGAUAGACGCUGGCAUACCGCAACCACAGCCUUCCAGUGCAGAGAUGGGCCAUACCACCAACGGUCAGCUACACGACACUCAGGAGAGCGGCAGACGGACGGCAGAAGGACGAAUCGACGGCGAUGGUGAUGGACCACGGACGGACAGCCCGGACAGACAGACUGCGGAUGACAGGAGAGAGAGUGACGAAAGUAUCGAGCCGUACCAGCCGCUCCAGUACCACCACCAGCCUUUUCACGAGCAUGUCCGGAGUGCCAGUGCAAGUGCCAGCAUCUCCUCUCGCUCUUCUAGCAACCGCAACAUCCACGGUGACUAUCUGGGCAUCCCUCACUCCAGCAGACGCUCCCCACAUACCCGCGCGGGCAGCUCCCACUCCCACUCAGAUAUCCGCCCACUCUCCUUUGUCGAUUUGCUGAAUGUGCCUUACCCGCAACCUCCUCCAGCCGCCAAUGCCUUCAGCAACGCCCAGUUACGCUCAGCCGUGGGCAACAAUGCGUCCCUGCUCAGCCAGAAGCAGACCUUUGACAUGUAUCUGGCCAACGUGAAGAAGACCAACGACCCUGGCGCCCAGUACGAGUUUGCCGUCUUCAUGAUACAUGCCGCCCAGGACAUAGACCAGGCCGAGGCAGCAGAAGGGAACAACAACAACAAUAACAACAACAGCAGCAGCAGCAGCAGCAGCAACAACAACAACAACAACAACCCAGCAAAGGGGGAAAUCUCGCGUGCUGAGCUGCUCCGUGAAGCCAAGGGGAUCCUGCAGCGCCUGUCGGACAGAAGUUACCCUUACGCACAGUACUACCUUGCCGACGGUCUUGCCUCCGGUCUCUUCAACAAGGGCAAACCGGACCAUGACAAAGCCUUCCAACUUUUUGUUGCGGCAAGUAAGCAUGGCCACGCCGAAGCCGGAUACCGUGCCGCCCUCUGCUACGAGUUCGGCUGGGGAAGUAAACAGGAUGGCGCCAAGGCUGUGCAGUUCUACCGCCAGGCUGCCUCUAAAAACCACCCGGGGGCUAUGGCCAGGCUCGGUCGUGCUUGUCUAGCCGGAGAUAUGGGGCUGGUAAAACGAUACCGUGAGGGACUCACCUGGCUCAAGCGAGCUGCUGAGUCCGCUGAUGUCCAGUACAAUGCUGCACCUUUUGAACUGGGCCUGCUACACGAGGCAGGAUACGGAGACGAUGUCUUCCAGGACGAGUCCUACGCAGCACAGCUGUUCACGAAGAGUGCGGAGCUAGGACAUGCGGAGGCUAGCUACCGUAUGGGUGAUGCCUACGAGCACGGAAAGCUCAAUUGCCCUCGAGAUCCGGCCCUGAGCGUGCAUUUCUAUACCGGGGCAGCACAGCUAGGCCACCCGAUGGCCAUGAUGGCCUUGUGUGCGUGGUUCAUGGUCGGCGCCGAACCGAUCCUGGAAAAGGACGAGAACGAAUCCUACGAAUGGGCUAGACGGGCUGCCGAGUGCGGCCUGGCGAAAGCAGAGUACGCAGUCGGCUACUUCACCGAGAUGGGCAUAGGAUGUCGUCGUGACCCUCUAGAGGCGAACGUAUGGUACGUCCGCGCCGCAGACCAUGGUGAUGAGAGGGCAAAGCAUCGUAUAGCCGCCAUCCGAGCUGCCGCUUCUGGAGCUGACCCUGCCUCUGCCGCUUCCCGCCGUCUCACUAAAAAUGGGGAUAAACCAAAAGGAAAACGAUUCGGUCUAUUUUAA
Messenger RNA from Microsporum canis CBS 113480, 1845 nucleotides. Its product is annotated as protoplast regeneration and killer toxin resistance protein. The record is from RefSeq and is a predicted model, not a curated record. The coding region runs from base 1 to 1845 and encodes 614 amino acids. The transcript has 3 exons. Gene Ontology annotation, molecular function: protein binding. NCBI's taxonomy places the organism in Eukaryota, Fungi, Ascomycota, Eurotiomycetes, Onygenales, Arthrodermataceae.